AUGAUUCUGAGGGAGGAAGAAGGUAUCUACCUGUCUGUGUUAUCAUUGCAGAACUCCUCUGAUAAAGCAUCCAUCCUGCCCAUCCUCCAAGUCCUCAGCGAUCUGCUUUCUGUUGGUACAGACCGGAGGAUUUAUUAUAUGAUCAACAAAGGUGGCAGUGAAGCCCUUCUGCAGACUCUGGUGGACACAUCAAGGUCAGCUUCUCCUGACUGGGACAUCCUCCUGCCUCUCUUCAGGCUGCUGGCUAAAGUUGGCCUAAGAGAUAAGAAGUUUGGACAGAAGGCACUAGAAUUAGAAGCGCUUGAUGUGACCUUGAUUCUGGCCAGGAAAAACCUUUCUCACAGCCAGAACCUCCUGCACUGUCUCUGGGCAUUGCGUGUAUUUGCAUCCAGUGUAACCACGGGAGCCAUGCUGGGAAUUAACGGAGCGAUGGAACUGCUCUUCAAGGUCAUUUCUCCUUACACCCGAAAGCACACCCGGACAAUCAGGGCAGCCACUGAAGUUUUGGCAGCAUUGCUGAAAUCCAAGUCUAACAGCCGCAGGGCAGUGAACAGAGGCUAUGUCAACAGCUUGCUCAGGCUGCAUCAGGACUGGCACAGCCGUGAUGUGACCAAUACUUACCUGAUCAUCCGCCAUGGGCUUCUGCUCUGCCUCAGGCACAUCGUCGCCCUCCGGUCUGGCAGGGAGGCCUUCCUGGCAGCCCAAGGCAUGGAGACUUUCUUCAACAUUGCACAGACCUGCCUGGAGAACAAGAACAUGGAACUUGUGAUCUCUGCUGUGAUUCAGAUCCUCAGGCAGUGUUACCCUGUGAGUCGGCUUCCCCUGGUCACAGUCAGCAGUGCCUACACCUUCACAGCCCCCGGAAGCACCAGCCCUGAGCUUCCACACCAUCUAACUGAAGAAGAUUUUGAUGAUGACGGUGAUGAAGAGAUGGACAAAGACUCAGAUGUGGAAGCUGUGAAGGAAGAUGAUGACUUGGAAACUGAUAUGAGCAAACUUAGUUCUAAACCUGGUCGUGAGCUACCUGAGGAGGAUCUUGCACAGUAUGAUGCAAUGUGUCUUGAACUCUCCUGUAACUUUGAGGAACUAGAACCCAAAUAUGGAGAUGAUUUAAACAUCAAAGACAAUCUGCAUGCCAAUCACCACCACAUUCCAAGUGCUGCCUCUCUAAGACAACACUGUUUAAUCAGGGAGCACAACUCCUGGGAACAAGAAAGAGAAGACUCAGUCCACACAUCCAUUCUGCACAUGGUGAAGACAGGGAAGUCCAAUGUACAGCCAUCCUCAAAACUAAGAUCUGCAACAAACGUGAACCAAAGCAUACAACAAAACGGUUUGGGGAGAGCUUCUUCUGGACAUGAUACCUCUGAGAUUCAGCCUCCUUCAGAACAGGCUGCUUGGGACAUUGAAGCAAUUUCUUGCCCAAGGAUAACUGCCUCAUUUUCGAACUCUACUAAGUCAGAAGAAAGCAAUGAAGGAACAGAGAAGCUUCUGCACACACAUCCCAAGCACACACCUUUCCAUGAUCCUCAUCUUUAUAUGGCUAAUGCUACACGGACGAGAUCUGUUGUGGGAUUCAAGACAAUGGCAUUUCCUGAUCUCUGGGGGCACUGUUCACCUCCCACUGCCCAACCCAUGCUUGAUCGCAAACUGGGAAUACAGAGGAUCAAGAUACUUGAGGAUGUCCGGAGGUUCCUCCAGCCAAGUGAUGUUAUAAACAAAGUUGUCUUCAAUUUAGACGAGCCCUGGCCUUUGCAAGGGAGCAUUUCCAAUUGCUUAAGAUUCUACUCGGAGUUUGAAUCAGGAAAUCUUCGUAAAGCCAUCCAAGUGCGUGAGUUUGAGUAUGACUUGUUGGUCAAUGCUGAUGUGAAUAGUUCCCAGCACCAGCAGUGGUUCUACUUCAAGGUGAGCGGCAUGAGGGCCGCUGUCCCUUAUCGGUUCAACAUCAUCAAUUGUGAGAAACCCAACAGCCAGUUCAACUAUGGGAUGCAGCCGACGAUGUAUUCUGUGAAAGAGGCUCUUCUUGGCCGACCUGCCUGGAUACGGACAGGCUCUGAAAUUUGUUACUACAAAAAUCACUACCGUCAGAAUGCAGCAACCAUGGAUGGAGCAUCUGGGAAGCGCUAUUACACCCUCACGUUUGCUGUUACCUUCCCACACGAUGAAGAUGCCUGCUAUCUGGCCUAUCACUAUCCCUACACCUACUCCACCCUCAUGACACAUCUUGAAAUUCUGGAAAGAAGCAUCGAUCACAGGAAAGUCUACUUCCGGCAUGAUGUUAUCUGCCAAACGCUGGGAGGGAAUCCAUGCCCACUGGUGACAAUCACUGCCUUUCCUGAAUCUAACAGCGCUGAGCAUCUGGAACAGUUCCGUUGUCGUCCUUAUCAGGUGAUCACAGCCCGAGUUCACCCAGGUGAGAGCAAUGCCAGCUGGGUGAUGAAGGGAACCUUGGAGUUCUUAGUCAGCAGUGAUCCUGUGGCAAAGCUCCUGAGGGAAAACUUCGUGUUCAAGAUCAUUCCUAUGCUCAACCCAGAUGGUGUCAUCAACGGCAAUCACAGAUGCUCACUGAGAGGCGAGGAUCUCAACAGACAGUGGCUCUUUCCCCAAGCUCAUCUCCAACCAACCAUCUACCAUGCCAAAGGUCUUCUUCACUUCCUAAGCAGUACUGGCCGGGGGCCUGUGGUCUUCUGUGAUUUCCAUGGUCACUCCCAAAAGAAGAAUGUAUUCCUUUAUGGUUGCAGUAUGAAGGAAACUUUGUGGCAAGCAGGUUGCACUGUUGGUGAAUCUGCCCUCUUGGAGGAUGUCAGCUACAGGACACUUCCUAAAAUCCUGGACAAGCUAGCACCAGCAUUCACCAUGAACAGCUGCAGCUUUCUGGUAGAAAAAUCACGAGCUUCCACUGCUCGAGUCGUGGUGUGGAGAGAGAUGGGGGUUUCUAGAAGCUACACCAUGGAGAGCAGCUACUGCGGCUGCAACCAGGGCCCCUAUCAGGGUCUACAGUUUGGUACUGGCGAGCUGGAAGAAAUGGGAGCUAUGUACUGCUUGGGUCUGCUCAUCUUGGAACUCAAAUCUGCAAGCUGUAGCCAUAAGCUCUUGGCUCAAGCUUCAACUCUACUGAAUGCAGAAGUUCUGGAACACUACCUCCAGCGAUGCAGUAGCAGCAGCAGCAACAACAGCAGCAACAGAACAUCUGAGGUAGACGAUGAGCCAUCUUGCAUGGAGGAGAUCGACUACAGUGCAGACAGCAGCUCAGACUCGGAACAGAACUUCACUGAGCUGGACCGGCAGAUCCAGGAGUGUGCCUUUAACAAGGAUGAAGAAGAAGAAAAUGAGGAAGGUUCGGGGUGGAGAAGAAGAUCUGUCCCCUAG
Messenger RNA from Grammomys surdaster, 3369 nucleotides. RefSeq names its product ATP/GTP binding protein like 1 (gene Agbl1). The coding region runs from base 1 to 3369 and encodes 1122 amino acids. The record is from RefSeq and is a predicted model, not a curated record. Gene Ontology annotation, biological process: proteolysis; protein side chain deglutamylation; C-terminal protein deglutamylation. Gene Ontology annotation, molecular function: metallocarboxypeptidase activity; zinc ion binding. Lineage: Eukaryota; Metazoa; Chordata; Mammalia; Rodentia; Muridae. The transcript is spliced from 23 exons.